ACGGACCGACGUAGGUUCAUUCACUUAACCAAUCAGAAUGAGCCGCAGUCUAAUGCCACUGUGUACGUGUACUUGUGUGAGUUCUGUCUUGUACUCUCAUCCAUUCAAGCACAGCAGACAAGAGAGGAGGACAACACUUGGACAGUCAUCCUGAACCUUCCAAAAUACAUUUCAUCCAGACACCUGUUCAACCAUCUUCCAGGAUGUUCUCCCAAUAUAAGAUCAUCUUGUUGAUGAACUGCCUGCUACUCCUGACUGUGAUGUUUCCUGCGGUCCAGUCACGUCGAGGCGGGGGCUUUGGCCGUGGGGGAGGCCGAGGUGGAGGAUGGGGUGGAAGCAGCUCUGGUCGCACGGGAUGGGGAGGAGGCGGUGGACAUUACCGUGCCCCACCAGUCCAUACUGGAGGCUCCUCGGGACACAGUGCUGGGAAGGUAGCAGGGGCGGCCGCCGCCGGAGCUCUAGGGGGAAUGCUGGUCGGACACGGCUUGAGCUCCAUGGCCCGACCUGGAUAUGGGUACGGGCAUGGGUAUGGAGGAUAUGGAGGCUACGGUGCGGGGUAUGGGUAUGGGCAUGGCCACAGGUACGGCCACGGACAUGGGCAAGGGCACGGACACGAAGGACAUGGUGGUGAGCAUUCAGGAGAUCAUGUUCACAACGAGACACAUGUGGAUUAUUACACAGAUGCUGCCAGUUCUGGACCUAUUUAUAGUUGCGUGACAGUUUUUGGACUCGUGAUGUCAUUCUUACUUGGGUACAUUCUGUCAUAAAGGACACUUUGGCACUUGGCAUGGGUCAGUCUUGGGCACCUUCUUGCAUCUGUCACUUCUUUCGAUACAAAAAUAAUCUAACAAAAUAAAAAAUGUGUGACAGACGCAGCAUUAAAACAUGGGAGUAAAAUGAAAAGCAAUUAAACCACUAUCAAGUAUUUCAUUACACCUGAGGCCCCUGUGCAUGAUCUCUGCCAAAGUUUUGUUAAAUUGACAGCAGAAAAUAAGGUUACAUUUGCUUGAUUGGCGUUUUGAGCAAGUUCUGUUUCCAAUGUUUCCUCAGUGUUUGUUUUUUAGCUCUGAAGCGAGCGUUAUGAUGAGCAUAUGCCUGAGUCAGAAGCCUGUCAUUUUUUUUCCCCAGAUUGAUGGUUUUUAU
Messenger RNA from Sinocyclocheilus anshuiensis, 1143 nucleotides. RefSeq names its product shematrin-like protein 1. The record is from RefSeq and is a predicted model, not a curated record. The coding region runs from base 204 to 767 and encodes 187 amino acids. NCBI's taxonomy places the organism in Eukaryota, Metazoa, Chordata, Actinopteri, Cypriniformes, Cyprinidae. The transcript has 2 exons.